GAUCCAGGCAGCAUCUUCUUUGUUCCUCGCUAGCCGCAAGCAUCGCCUGAGCGCUUCCUCGAGGGAACCACUGUGCAGCCAGCCCUUCUCUGAGCACAAUGGGAACCACAGAAGCCACUCUGAGGAUGGAAAACGUGGAUGUGAAGGAAGAGUGGCAAGAUGAGGACUUCCCCAGACCUCUCCCAGAAGAGACAGGGAUGGAGUCACUGGGCAGCCCUACAGAAGAUGAGAACACAUCCUCUCCCCCAAAUACUUUAAACUUUAACGGGGCGCGUCGUAAGCGGAAGACACUUGUUGCACCUGAAAUCAACAUUUCCCUGGACCAGAGUGAAGGCUCCAUUCUCUCUGAUGACUUCUUGGACACACCAGAUGACCUGGACAUUAAUGUGGAUGAUAUUGAAACUCCUGAUGAGACAGAUUCCCUCGAAUUCUUGGGCAAUGGGAAUGAACUGGAAUGGGAAGACGACACUCCAGUAGCCACAGCCAAGAACAUGCCUGGGGACAGUGCAGAUCUGUUUGGGGAUGGUGGGACUGAAGACGGGAGCGCUACCAACGGGCGGCUCUGGAGGACUGUCAUCAUCGGGGAGCAGGAGCACCGCAUCGAUCUCCAGAUGAUCAAACCCUACAUGAGAGUGGUGACACAUGGAGGAUACUAUGGAGAAGGUCUCAAUGCCAUCAUUGUCUUUGCUGCCUGCUAUCUCCCAGACAGUAACCUGGCUGAUUACCACUACAUCAUGGAGAACCUCUUUCUAUAUGUGAUCAGUAGCCUGGAACUGCUGGUGGCUGAGGACUACAUGAUUGUGUACCUAAAUGGAGCAACACCCCGGAGGAGGAUGCCAGGCCUUGGCUGGCUGAAGAAAUGCUAUCAGAUGAUAGACAGAAGGCUGCGUAAAAACCUCAAAGCACUGAUAAUCGUGCAUCCCUCGUGGUUCAUCCGGACAGUGCUGGCUAUAUCCAGACCCUUCAUCAGUGUGAAGUUUAUCAACAAGAUCCAGUACGUUCACAGCCUGGAGGAACUGGAGCAACUUAUCCCAAUGGAACAUGUACAGAUUCCAGACUGUGUCUUACAAUAUGAAGAAGAGAGGAUCAAGGCCAGAAAAGAAAGGGCAGAAGAGAAACAAGACAUGGCUGAGAAGGAAAGCAGGCCUGUGCCCCCACCAGAGGAUCAAGAAACCAGUAUGUCAUGAAUCGAGGUGGAGUGGAAUGAAUGGAGCAGAAGAAUGACGCAGCCUGGCAGUCAC
This is a messenger RNA of Colius striatus (speckled mousebird), 1241 nucleotides long. It is a transcript of the gene ATCAY, whose product is annotated as ATCAY kinesin light chain interacting caytaxin. The record is from RefSeq and is a predicted model, not a curated record. Bases 99 to 1187 code for a protein of 362 amino acids. The transcript has 13 exons. Gene Ontology annotation, cellular component: cytoplasm. Gene Ontology annotation, biological process: apoptotic process. NCBI's taxonomy places the organism in Eukaryota, Metazoa, Chordata, Aves, Coliiformes, Coliidae.